Molecule: messenger RNA, 1166 nt
Organism: Populus nigra (black poplar)
Lineage: Eukaryota; Viridiplantae; Streptophyta; Magnoliopsida; Malpighiales; Salicaceae
Product: peroxisomal 2,4-dienoyl-CoA reductase [(3E)-enoyl-CoA-producing]-like
Exons: 5
Coding region: 109-1008 (299 amino acids)
Biological process (GO): fatty acid catabolic process
Molecular function (GO): 2,4-dienoyl-CoA reductase (NADPH) activity
Source: RefSeq, a predicted model, not a curated record
CAUGCCAACGAUAUUAUAAAAUAAUAAAACAGAGUUACGAUCAACCAAAUUUUACAUCGAGAAAAAGCGAGCAAGGAGCUGCAAACGAGGUCAAGGAAGAAGGCAUCAAUGGUAGAGUCACCAUUCAAGCCAGAGAUACUAAGAGGGAAGGUAGCUUUAUUGACAGGAGGUGGGUCAGGAAUCGGGUAUGAGAUAUCUCUACAGCUUGGCAAACAUGGAGCAUCUAUUGCCAUCAUGGGUCGACGUAAACAUGUUGUUGACUCUGCUGUUUCCUCUCUUAACUCGCUUGGAAUUCCUGCAAUAGGAUUCGAGGGAGAUGUUCGCAAGAGAGAAGAUGCAAUAAGAGUCGUGGAAUCUACUUUCAAGCAUUUUGGUAGGCUUGACAUUCUUGUAAAUGCUGCAGCUGGCAAUUUUCUUGUUCCUUCCGAGGAUUUAUCCUCCAAUGGAUUCAGGACAGUAAUGGAUAUAGACUCUGUUGGCACUUUCACAAUGUGCCAUGAAGCACUCAAGUAUCUAAAGAAAGGGGGACUUGGGAAGGAUCCAUCUACAACUGGCGGAACAAUUAUAAACAUAAGUGCGACUCUGCAUUAUACAGCAACAUGGUAUCAAAUCCAUGUAUCUGCUGCUAAGGCAGCAGUUGAUAGCAUUACAAGAAACUUGGCAUUGGAGUGGGGAACAGAUUAUGAUAUCAGAGUUAAUGGGAUUGCUCCAGGUCCUAUUGGAGACACUGCAGGCAUGAGUAAACUUGGACUCGAAGGGAUAUUGAGCAAAGCUAUGGAGAAGAUGCCUCUGUUUAAAGUGGGAGAGAAAUGGGAUAUAGCCAUGGCUGCUGUCUAUCUUGCAUCUGAUGCAGGAAAAUAUGUCAAUGGAACAACAUUGGUUGUUGAUGGAGGUGAAUGGCUGAGCAAACCUCGUCAUUUUCCCAAAGACGCAGUGAAGCAACUGUCCCGAGUGGUGGAGAAGAGGUCCAGACACGCACCGGCUGGAAUAGCUCGGAGCAAGCUAUAACUCCCAUCAGAUAACAGGGAAUUCAACUGGAUUUCGUGCCAGAAGAUUUAUUCUAUCAGAUCACAAAUUAUGCGCAGUCGCUACUUCCUAUAAAUGAAAUAAUUCUGUUUUAAGAAAUCAAAGCAUGAAUAAUACAGAAUUUCAGACUGGUUUAGAAA